Messenger RNA from Strongyloides ratti, 1347 nucleotides. Its product is annotated as CID domain and RNA polymerase II-binding domain-containing protein. NCBI's taxonomy places the organism in Eukaryota, Metazoa, Nematoda, Chromadorea, Rhabditida, Strongyloididae. The coding region runs from base 1 to 1347 and encodes 448 amino acids. The record is from RefSeq and is a predicted model, not a curated record. The transcript has 3 exons.
AUGGCAUCCGACAAUAAAUCUCAGGAUGCAUUUGAAGCAGAGUUAAGGAUGGCUUUACGUUUAGUUCAUGAUGAUGAUACUCAAGUAAGAAACUGUUCUACACUAUUUAGGAAAAAGCCAUCCAGGAUUGAAGAUUGUUGUAAAUUAUGGUUAAAUUUCUUUCAAAACUCUCCUAAAGUUAAAGGAAUAAAAAGUGAUGAUGGUGAAAAAGCAAUGGAUAAAGUUAGAAAACAUCGUUUGGGAUUGCUUUAUGUAUUUAAUGACACAGUACAACGAAUUAGAAGUGAACUUCCUAGUUGUUUAGAAUCUUAUAAACAAGCAUUUUAUAAUAAAGUUGUAGAGGCUUGUGAAAUUCAAAGUAAAGAUAAAGAUGAUUCUAUAAUUAGACGAUGGGAGAGAACAUUUAAAAUUUUAGGGGAAAGGAAGUGUUUUUCACCCCAAGAGAUUGAAAAUUUUAUUGGAGCACUUCAUGGAAAAAAUGUAAAUAAUAUUUUAGAGAAUGACAAAGAAGAAGAGAUAACAUACUUAAAUUUUGAUGACGAAGUGAGAGUAAUUUCAGAUAUUAUCCAUCUAGCAGGAGAUUACAAUAAUGUUGGGAUGGAUGAAAUUUAUGAUGAGGAAGAUAAAACACGAAGACUACGAGAAUGUAAAAUAAGGAAACAAUGUCUUACAAGGUGUCUAGAACUAUUUAAUUAUUUUAAUAAAUUUUCAACUAAACAAGAUAAACAACGUAACAAUUUAAUGCGCGAAAAAGUUGUCGAACUUUUAGCUAAAUAUAAUGAAUUUCAAGAAAAAUUAUUUCUAUUUGGUACUCCUGUACCUUUAAUUUCUACUCAAUGUUCAGAUACUAGUAGUAACUUUGAUAGUGGACAACAAAAUGUUCAAUUAUUUAACGAUAAAGAUGAAGUUCAAAAUAUUAUUAACGAUACAAUUAAGUACAACGACAAUGAUAAAUUUUCAUAUAAAGAUAAUAAAGAAUUUAGAAGAAGUUCAAGUAAGGAUAAAGUUCACAAAGACAACUCAAGAAAUGGCCGAGGAGAUUACCGUGAUAGAAGAAAGGACUAUGACAAUGGUCAUCGAUAUUACCAUGAUUCUAAACCAAAAAGUUACAAUACUGGACCACCGUACAAUAAUUACCAUAGAAGAUCAAAUGAUAAAUAUUCUUUUGGUAGACGGCGAGAUGAUCAUUAUUCACGUCCUGGUGGUCAUAAAGAUAGAGGAAGUUGCCGUGAACGUAGUCCAAGACGGCACAACAAUUGGAGAAGUCAAGAAAGAAGGCGUUCAUUAUCUCGUUCACCUACUCGACGCUCAAAUUUUUAUAAUUCAAACAAACAACGUUACGACUGA